This is a messenger RNA of Aspergillus ochraceoroseus IBT 24754, 1473 nucleotides long. RefSeq lists its product as uncharacterized. Lineage: Eukaryota; Fungi; Ascomycota; Eurotiomycetes; Eurotiales; Aspergillaceae. The record is from RefSeq and is a predicted model, not a curated record. Gene Ontology annotation, cellular component: nucleus. Gene Ontology annotation, molecular function: sequence-specific DNA binding. The transcript is spliced from 2 exons. Gene Ontology annotation, biological process: positive regulation of transcription from RNA polymerase II promoter by glucose. Bases 185 to 1294 code for a protein of 369 amino acids.
AAGUCGCAAGUUUGUGUCUUAUCACUCCCUCCAUCCACCGCCCCCUUCUUAGCGCGUCGCAUUGCAUCUGCCUCUAUACUACGAGGGUCAACGCUGCGUCUGCAAGCCAUUCAGUCGUGAUCUGUCCUCUCGUGUACACCACUGCAAGAGUCCAACAAAGACCUUCCUUCUUCCGUUCCACAUCAUGGCUCCUCAAACUGCUACCUCCAGCAUCGCUAUGGCCCUUGCUGGCAAGACGGCCUCUGUCGAUAUCCCCAAACCUCGUUUUGGCUACCCUUCUGGUGCCCACGACCUCUCUCGUCCGGGACACCCUGCCAUGCUCCCCACGCCCCCCAACUCUAUAUCCCCAACUCUUCCGCCCCAGGGGUUCCGACGCCGUGAUGUCAACCCUGGAUCACUCUCGCCUCCUCUGGCAGCAUCCCACGUUGACUCCGAUGUUGACCUCGGGGAUGCUGCCCACCCCGACCAGCGCAACACCACCGCCCAUGACCUUGACAGUGCAGGGGCAAUCACACCAGGCAUGUUGGCGAAAUACCAUCUUCCCGAGAUUUUGCUCCAGCAUGGUCCAUUAGCCAUCCGCCACGUGAUGGGCUAUUUGACCACCUCCGUUCCGGGGUUCUCGGGGAUUCCCCCAGCGAAAGCACGGAGACUAGUCGUCGCUGCAUUGGAAGGCAAGGGAUACGAUGAUAAAGACAACAGAUCCUCGCGCGAGGUUAUCUUUGAAAAGGUUGGAUGGGGACGCUGGGAUGCACGGCAUCGUGGAGAGCCGUCGCGGGAACCGCGACCCCACGAAAUGUCACCCCCCUCCAGCCUCUCCAACUCGUACCCUCGGGGUAUGCAAAUUCCCAAGCGAGAUAGUCUGCAACCAUACGGCUCUAGUAUUGCGGGCGACUCGGCUGUUUUCUCAUACACCGAAAUGGACUACGGCCAUGACAACAUGCUAGAACAUGAAGCGGACAAGAUGUCGCUCGAUGGGGUUGAAAACGGAUACUGUUCUUCUUCGGUGGCCCCGGAUGACGAGAUUCGCGACGAAGACUGGGGCGAGGAAGACGUUACAGACGAAGAGGAUUGGGCGCAGAUAGGCGCAGCAGCCCUUCGUGCACGGUCUAUGAAUGGAGGGGGUGGCUUUGUCAACGGGAGACACCCCCCACCGCUCCAUGGCGGCGGUCCUGCCUCGUCAUCUCUCGCGAAGUCAGCACCGCGGAAAGUUCCUAUCCAGCAACUGGGGUUCUCGCUUCCGGACAGCCAGGAGCGCGCUGCCGUUGAGGCUCUUCUCCGGCUCGGCUCCACGUAAUGAUAUCUCCAUGGACAGGCGUUUUGUGGAGGGUCGAUAACCCGGGUUCACUUACAUUUUUUUUUUCAUUGCAUUCAUUUUUCAAGGCUGGACCAUUUUUCGACAUACAUAUUUACGUUCGACGAUGAUUAAUUUAUCAGAAAGAUUGCGCCCGGUAGCCAAGACAAAUUUAAUCGACU